This is a messenger RNA of Girardinichthys multiradiatus, 951 nucleotides long. RefSeq names its product olfactory receptor-like protein OLF4. Gene Ontology annotation, molecular function: olfactory receptor activity; G protein-coupled receptor activity. Gene Ontology annotation, biological process: G protein-coupled receptor signaling pathway. The record is from RefSeq and is a predicted model, not a curated record. NCBI's taxonomy places the organism in Eukaryota, Metazoa, Chordata, Actinopteri, Cyprinodontiformes, Goodeidae. The coding region runs from base 1 to 951 and encodes 316 amino acids. Gene Ontology annotation, cellular component: membrane. The transcript has a single exon.
AUGAACAAUGAAAUGAAUGAUACCUAUAUUUUUCUGGAUGGGUAUGUGGAAAUUAGCAAAUACAAAUAUGCUUAUUUUUUCAUAAUGUUUUCUGCCUAUGUUCUCAUCAUUUGCAGUAAUUUGACUAUUGUUUAUCUCAUAUGGGUUAACAGAAACCUCCAUGAACCAAUGUAUGUUUUCAUUGCUGCAUUGCUGGUGAAUUGUGUUCUUUACAGUACCACCACUUACCCAAAGCUUUUGAUUGACAUUUUCUCUGAAAAACAGAAGAUAACUUAUGAAGCCUGUCUCCUUCAGUUUUAUUUCUUUUACUUUAUAGGGCCAGCAGAAUUCUUUCUAUUAGCAGUCAUGUCCUAUGAUAGAUAUGUGUCUAUAUGCAAGCCUCUGCUAUAUCCGACAAUUAUGACAAACAUCACUAUCACUGUUUUCCUGUUUUUCUCUUGGUUUAUACCUGCUUGUCAUGCAUCAAUUCCACUAAUAAUGCUCAGCAACACUAAAGGUAAACUAUGUAAUUUUAAUAUUAAAGGGAUAUUUUGUAAUAAUGCAAUUUACACCCUUCAGUGUGCAAUGCCUAGAGCUCUUGCUAUAUUUGGUGUAUUUGCCAUACUAGAUAUUGUAAUGCUUCCAAUACUUUUCAUUCUAUUCUCAUAUACAAAGAUACUGAUCAUUUCUUACAGGAGCAGUAAAGAGGUCAGGAGGAAAGCUGCUGAGACAUGUUUACCCCACUUGUUGGUGUUAUUCAGUCUAACUUUGUUGAGUGUAUAUGACAUAAGCAUUGUUCGAGUGGAAUCAGAGUUUUCAAAGACAGUUCGUUUAAUCAUGACAUUACAGAUUGUUCUGUAUCAUCCUUUAUUUAAUCCCUUUAUAUAUGGCUUCAAAAUGAAGGAAAUUUACAAACAUCUGAAGCAGUUGUUAUGGAAAGCAAAGGUAGUCUUAAGUAAAAAUCAGCAGUAA